This is a messenger RNA of Neocloeon triangulifer, 1172 nucleotides long. It is a transcript of the gene Fnta, whose product is annotated as protein farnesyltransferase/geranylgeranyltransferase type-1 subunit alpha. Gene Ontology annotation, biological process: protein farnesylation; protein geranylgeranylation. Gene Ontology annotation, molecular function: CAAX-protein geranylgeranyltransferase activity; protein farnesyltransferase activity. The coding region runs from base 109 to 1068 and encodes 319 amino acids. Gene Ontology annotation, cellular component: CAAX-protein geranylgeranyltransferase complex; protein farnesyltransferase complex; cytoplasm. Lineage: Eukaryota; Metazoa; Arthropoda; Insecta; Ephemeroptera; Baetidae. The record is from RefSeq and is a predicted model, not a curated record. The transcript has 7 exons.
AUCUCCUCUCUUGCGAAGUCAAAUAAAAUCGAAAGUAAACAAAAAUUUGGACAAAAGUCCAAGUCGUUUGACGUUAAAUUUUGGCUCUCGUUCCGCUUCGGACACAGAAUGACCGACUCAGACAGCAGCGGCGACGAAUGUUCGCUUCAGAAGUGCAGAAAACCCGCGUUCGUCUUUUACCGGAACCGAGAGGACUGGAAGGACGUGGUGCCCAUUCCGCAAAACGACGGGCCCAACCCGGUCGUCGCGAUCAACUACUCGGACAAAUUCAAGGACGUGUACGACUAUUUGCGGGCGGUGAUCGCCAAGCAGGAAAAGUCCGAGCGGGCCCUCGGCCUCACCGAAGACGCCCUCAACCUCAACCCUGCCAAUUAUUCCGUCUGGCAGUACAGGCGAGAAAUCCUGAAGCAUUUAAAAGUGGAUCUGCGGAAGGAACUCGCGUUCAGCGCCAACAUGAUUCACAUUCACCCAAAAAACUACCAAGUCUGGUACCAUAGAAAGGCUAUAGUGGAAAUGCUGGGCGAUCCGUCUUGCGAAUUCGAGUUGACGAGAAACGAUCUCGAGUACGACAGUAAAAACUACCACGCCUGGCAACACCGUCAGUGGGUCAUUCAAACCUUUGGACUUUACGAUGCAGAGAUGGAACUGUGUAAUAAUUUAAUUGCGGCCGACGUGAGAAACAACUCUGCCUGGAAUCACAGAUAUUUUGUGGUCAAUAAUACAACCGGGUUCACUCCCGAGGUGAUUGUCAGAGAGGUCGACUACACCCUGGAGCAAAUCAGCAAGGCCAUUCAAAACGAAAGCGCAUGGAAUUACCUCCGAGGUGUUUUGGAAAAGUCUCAGGAUGGAGUUGCUGGAAAUAGAAAAGUGAACACUUUCUGCGAAAACUUAAUCAGGUCCAACGAUAUUUCAACGCAACUCUUGGUUUUCCUGAUUGACGUCAACAUGGCCCGCGCCAAAAGUGAUUCCCUUGCGGCCGAGAAAGUGAAAGAGCUGUGUGCCAUGUUAGCCAAUGACGUUGACCCAAUUAGGAAAAAAUACUGGAACUAUUUGGCCCAGACAGUGUAAAUUGUAAGAUCCCUUUUGAUUCCAUUUAUAAAUUUUGUUUAAAUUUGCCACAUCGAUUGUUUACUGCAGCAACCGAUCAAUAAAGAAAAGGUUCUGAUUAUUAA